GCUCAGAUAACUGGUCUUGAUAAUAAGACGUGGACUGAGCAAUAAUUUACUGACAGUAGUAAAUAAUAUUUAAGAUUGUGCUGACUACUGUAGCGGUACUGCUAGCUACGUUUCCAAAAUGGCGCCGGUACUGUACAAGAUAGACGCGAGUCCCCCCGCUUGCGCGGUCAGGAUGCUCGCUGACAUCAUCGGCCUGCAGCUGGAGAUCAAAGAUGUUGACUUUAGAACUAUGGAGCACAAGUCACCGGACUAUCUCAAGAUGAACCCUUUGGGAGUGAUACCAACAUUAAAUGACAACGGCUUUUUAUUAGGCGACAGCCACGCCAUAAUGAUCUACCUGCUCUCUGUAUACGGAGGCAACAAGAGCGAGUUGUUGUACCCGAGCGAUCCGAAAGCACGCGCCCUCAUCAACCAAGUACUGUUCUUUGAUGCCAGUAUACUGUUUAUCAGGAUCAAAGUGGUGGCUCUUCCAACAAUAAUGGAGGGUCUAAAGGCUCCCACAGAGCGCCACCUGUCGGACCUGGAGGAAGCGUAUGGUAUGCUGGAGAAGUUCCUGUCGCGACACCGCUACGUCGCCGCCGACCAUCUCACUAUUGCCGACCUGUCCGUAGCAACCACACUCUUUGCUGCUGUUGCCAUCAAGGAGAUAGAUGCUGAGAAAUUCCCGCUGUCUACGGCCUGGUACAAGAGGAUUCAAAAAGAGUCUUUCUACAAAGAGAUCGCAGCGCCCGGCGGCGUGUCGUUCACCCAAGCGAUGCAAUACUCCUGGCAGAAGAACAGCCAACAAUAAAUGUAAUACGGAACAUUGAAGAUUAAUUAUGUACUGUCUGAAACUACACAAGUCUCUAAACAAAGUCAGUUUUACAAAAAACUUUUUUUAGCGAUAGAUAAUUAGACUUUGCAUGCAAGCAAGAUUGUUUGAAUCCUAACAGCGUAAAAGCAACUAUCUGAAUGUCUUUAUCUGAAAAUAUUUGUGUUAACCGACUGUUGAACUAACUAUACCUUCCAAUCUGUUUAGUAUUUAAGAAAAACAUGGAUUCUUUUAGCUUUUACCGCCCUUGGUGUGCCACACAAUUACAAUAGAACUGAAAUAAACAAAAAUAUUAGAAAAUUAAAACUUGUACAAGUUUCUCGCUUACCUGAAAAGACGCAUGCAUGUAUGGUAACUCCGCUCUAGGGCAAUAUAAACCAACAAAAUAUUAAUUAUAACCUCAUUGCUAUUACGCAAAUCAAGAUCAACAAUCUCAGAUUAGGAAAUUUCUAUAUAAGUUCCUUUCAUAUUGACAUAUAAAAAUGAGUGCAUUUCCUUCUGCUAUGAUGCCAUGUCUAAUAAACAUCUAAAUUGAGAUUGGUGAAAUUUCAUAAGGGGACUUGACUUGUAGCAGUUUUCCACGCGAGCUGUUCAAGUGCCUAAUUAAAAACGUACCAACUUCUUUGUAAA
Messenger RNA from Trichoplusia ni (cabbage looper), 1441 nucleotides. RefSeq names its product glutathione S-transferase 1-like. Lineage: Eukaryota; Metazoa; Arthropoda; Insecta; Lepidoptera; Noctuidae. The coding region runs from base 119 to 790 and encodes 223 amino acids. The record is from RefSeq and is a predicted model, not a curated record. The transcript has 6 exons. Gene Ontology annotation, molecular function: glutathione transferase activity. Gene Ontology annotation, biological process: glutathione metabolic process.